Molecule: messenger RNA, 794 nt
Organism: Gilbertella persicaria
Lineage: Eukaryota; Fungi; Mucoromycota; Mucoromycetes; Mucorales; Choanephoraceae
Product: RNA polymerase Rpb7
Exons: 5
Coding region: 200-715 (171 amino acids)
Biological process (GO): DNA-templated transcription; positive regulation of nuclear-transcribed mRNA poly(A) tail shortening; positive regulation of translational initiation
Cellular component (GO): P-body; RNA polymerase II, core complex
Molecular function (GO): translation initiation factor binding; single-stranded RNA binding; single-stranded DNA binding
Source: RefSeq, a predicted model, not a curated record
UUUUUUUUCUCGCUAUAAUUUUGUAAUAGUUUUCUUACUAGAAUAAACUUGUAUAGAUUAACAUUGUAAUCAAAUAAAAAAAAAAAAAGAGAAAAGAGACACGCUCAUCAGCCUAUUUAAAUCCGACACAAGAAGACCAGUUGAUCAUUGUCUUUUUUUCUUUCUUUCUAUUCUAUUCUAUAUAUUUAAUACAUUCACCAUGUUCUUCUUGAAAAAACUGACACAUACCAUCUCUCUACAUCCUUCGUAUUUUGGACCCAACAUGCAAAACCAGAUCAAGGAUAAACUAUAUGCUGAUGUAGAAGGCACUUGUACAGGAAGAUAUGGUUAUGUAAUUACGGUAUUGACAUUGGAUGAUAUUGGCAAAGGCAAGAUAUUACCUGGAUCAGGUUUAGCAGAAUUCAAGCUAAGCUAUCAAGCCAUUGUGUUUAAGCCCUACAAAGGUGAAGUAUUGGAUGCCAUUGUAACCACAGUCAACAAGAUGGGUUUCUUUGCUGACGUUGGACCAUUACAAGUAUUUGUGUCAUAUCAUCUUAUACCUUCUGAUAUGCGAUUUGAUGCUAAUGGCAACCCUCCUUGCUACUCUUCUGAAGAUCAGGUGAUACAAAAAGAUGUUCAAGUUCGAUUAAAACUUGUUGGUACUCGUGUGGAUGCCACAGAGAUUUUUGCUAUUGGAACAAUCAAAGAAGACUAUUUGGGUGUUAUUUCUUCUUAAAAAGUGUAUAGUUUUUUUUUUUCUUUUUUUUUUCUAUUGUUGAAAUAAAGCAAUUCUUGCUUCAAAAGAAAUCAUAAGC